Molecule: messenger RNA, 1593 nt
Organism: Phytomonas sp. EM1
Lineage: Eukaryota; Euglenozoa; Kinetoplastea; Trypanosomatida; Trypanosomatidae
Source: the annotation of a GenBank genome assembly
AUGGCAAUUCUUACGUUUGUCCUCCUUACUAUUGUAAACUGCAAAAUAAAACUGCGUGAGCAUCCUAAGACCGUGUAUGUUUCCCUAAAUUCGAGCGAAAAUACAGAUUCUAGAAUAUCUGUUGCAGUCUCCAAUAGAUUUUGCGCGUUUACUGCGAACCUUUUGAUUCCCGUUAUUGAACAAGGAGUGGUUAAUCACACUUUUCCUUCACAGACAAUGGAUCAUAUAACCGUUGAUUCCAUGAGAAUGGAUUUCUUUAGUAUUGCCGCUUUUAACCUGCGCUUUGCUUAUCCGGAUGCUCAGAAUCUGACACUACAAGCUAUUGAUGUCGCUCUCAGCAUCCCAGAAACCAGAUUUGAGUUUAAGUAUGGUGUUUUUACUUGUAAAGGUACCUUUUCAACUGAGUUAAACAAAACUUCGGUGAGCCUGAACAGCAAGCCUUACAUCCUUCACAACGGCUCUUUAAGACUGGAGCUCGAGGACACUGAGAUUACAUGGGGCAACAUGGAUAUCCACCACAAAAGUGAUGGCUUUCUAUGUAACGUUGAGGAAAGCAUUGCGCAACUUUUUAUUGGCGAAAUUAACAAAUUUGCCGAAAAAAACGUGCGCGAGAAACUGCCAAAAAUAUUAGCUUCUGAGUUCAAAACGCGGGCCGAGGAGUUUUUAUGGUCCAUUCCCUCUCAUUUUUAUGAGUUGAAUAUGACCAAAGAUCGACUCUAUAUAGAAGUGGACUUGCUUCCGGAUACUUUAACGCAACGUCGAAACGCUUACAGGCGUUUAACUUCUCCGCUAUUAUCUCCUUCAGCGCUCAGGCAGUUUCCAUCGAGGGAUAUUGUGGUGGGUAUGCCAUCUGCGAGUAUCAACCACUAUUUACAGCGCGCCCAAAGGAGGAAUUUACUGAAUUUCACACUUGUUCUCCCUCCAGGGUUUAACAGCACGACGCUGCGGUAUAUUUUACCGCAUGCCUAUCGUCUUUGUCCGAACUGCCCACUAGCCAUCAUGAUGGCAGCCACAAAGGGACCACAAGUGAAAUACUCCGCUAACACCAAGGGUGAUUUUUAUACCUACAACAACUCCCUUGAGAUGAUUAUUCGCGAUGCCAGGUUCAGCGUUGUGAUGUUGGCGGAUAUACCCGAAAAGGAGGCGGCGGUUACGAAAAGAACAACCACUUCCCGCCCGUUUGAUGUUGUUCUAAUAAAGACAAUGAAACAGGCAAAACAGCAUUUUGAGCACUACAGUACAGAGGGCACAAGGUUCGAAAAAUCCAUGGAUGCCUCUUUAAAUACCAUUCCGCUUGCUCUUUUUAGUGUAGAUUUUGUGAUGGGUGUUGCGAAUGCGCGUUUUGACGGAUCGUGCGGCAAUGAACUGUCCUUGGAUGUGCUGCCACUAAGGGAUUUAAAUAUAACCCUACUGGAGACGAACAUGGGUCCAUUGAAUACUACGGCAAUUAGGAACUGGAUAUUUGAAUUUGUAAAUUUUUUGAUCAUUCCCAUGUUUUAUACACACAACUGGCUAAAGUUACCUAUAUUGGAUGGUCUUAUUAACAUAAGUGAUCAAGAUUUGAUUGUGGGCGGAGAUAUUUCUUUCUUCUGA